AUGGGGUCUAACCCGCAUCCCGCCCACGAGCGAGCAGAUGCUCUCGUCUUUAUCUCCGUAGUCCAGGCUACUACCCAGCUUAUCGAACAAGCUUUCCGAAUCUUCGCCCGUCUUCGCAAGGCGCAUAACCGUCAGAAAGCUCUUGUCGAUGUUCUCAAUCGCCACAAAAAUGAAAUUGAGAGCGUCAAGUUGAUAAUUGGCAUCUUAGAUGAUGAGGAAGAACUGCAGCAACUCGCUACCGUUCUUGCCGAGUUGGUUCGAAUGCAGGCAGUCCAAAACAAGCUGGCAGAUUUGCUCGGGACUCUGGAUCCAAAGAUGAGGAGCCCGGUCAAUCAGUUUACACGCCAGCUGGUGCAUGGUUCAGCUGACGAGAAGAAGCUGGACGAUGGCACUGUACCUUUGACUCUCGCCGACCUAGCCUCCCUCAACGACGAUGAAAACAGUGAAAACAGUGGAGAUGAAACCCUCAUCGGCGAUUCCGACACAUGCUCACAAGAAAUCCCUCUGAAGACUGAACGCAUCGUUAGACGUAAUGAGGUGCACAACAAGGCUCUCCAGGUCAAUGCUGCAUUGGGAGAGGAUCUUUGGAAAGAUGUCAAUCGCCUGGUCAUCGAGGACAACAAGGCUGACAGCCAGGGUAUACAGAUCAACUAUGCCAUGCCGCGAGACAUGAUGAUGAUGAUGCUUGACCAACAGAGUAAGGCUAUAGCUGUGUCAAGUUCGAUAUCAGGGGCUCCGCGUCAUGAUCGCAUUAUGGUGCAGGUUUAG
Messenger RNA from Pyrenophora tritici-repentis Pt-1C-BFP, 768 nucleotides. Lineage: Eukaryota; Fungi; Ascomycota; Dothideomycetes; Pleosporales; Pleosporaceae. The record is from RefSeq and is a predicted model, not a curated record.